AUGUGGUACAUCACGCGCAUCCUGUCGGCGCUCCUGUUUCUGUUCAGCGUCGUUUUCACCAUCCCACUGGCCUUUGAUGUCGGUGGUCGAACCUGCGGUCUCGCAUUCUCUCUCUCGCUGAGCGCCUUCUACUUCUUCUACUCUGCGCUACGACUUGCCACGCCCGAUCGCUCCAGACUCCGCUAUGCCCUCGUCAAUACCAUCGCUGCCUCGCAGUGGAUCGUCAUCCCGACCCUGAUGAUCUGGAGUCUCAACAAGUUCUCGGUCGACUCAGAUGCGAGCGCAUGGGUGGAAAAGACAUUCAGUGGGAAAAGAGCACAGCACGAUACAUUCUAUGCAUGGGUCUUUGGCAGCGACGGCCUGGUGCAGUCACUCACCAUCGGUGGUUGGGACAAACUACUGCGCUGGUCGACGCCCGUCUUCCAGCUGAGCGAAGGCUUCUGCAGUCUGCUCGUCAUUCAGGCUGCAGGUCAGAUUACAAGAUACUUGGUGAAUCGUGAAGGAGGUGAUGGCUGGAUGCUCGGUAAUGUCGAUGCUAUCCUGAUCGGCGUUGCGAUUACCUGUGCCUUCUUCCUGUGUGUUUGGGGUAUUGGCAGCGGCAAGGGCAAUCCCGUCGAAAGCUCGCUGCUCAUCUUCACCGACUACCAACCUUCGAACCCGUCUGAGUCCGUUCCAGUUCCCGCCGAGCCGGAUUUCCCUCCAUUGCCUCCGAUCAUCAUGGCAUCCUACUCGACUUUGAUGCACGCCCUUUCUACUCUGCCGUCUACCAUCCACACCUCUUUCAACUUCCUGUUCGCAGCCAUCAUGACCAUUACUCCUUCUGUCAUCAUCUCGCUAGCUUACCGCCUCUUCGUUAUGUACGCCUCCGCCCGUAUCAUCCCAGCUGUGCGCGAAUCAGGAGCUCGUGCGCUCUCGCAAGAACCGUCUCUAGAAGACAGCGACGGCGUCGGUCAAGUGCUUGGAUUCCUCAGCUACUUCAGCCCAAGUAUCUUGAUUGCUGUAUACACCAGUCUCUUGAUGCAACAUUUCGCUUCGGCUUCCGCUGAUCAUCCUGGGGAAUGGUGGACCAGUCAAGGUGGUGAUGCAGGCAGCAACGUCUGGAGGUGGGCCAACUUAGCCGGUACUAUGGCACUCUACGCAGUGGAAUUGUAUCUGGGCAAGGGCCAUGACGACAGCAGUCUCACAAGUCACUGGAAGAUCGACUGA
Aureobasidium musti is the source of this 1206-nucleotide messenger RNA. NCBI's taxonomy places the organism in Eukaryota, Fungi, Ascomycota, Dothideomycetes, Dothideales, Saccotheciaceae. The record is from the annotation of a GenBank genome assembly.